Solanum stenotomum is the source of this 672-nucleotide messenger RNA. RefSeq names its product photosystem I reaction center subunit VI-2, chloroplastic-like. NCBI's taxonomy places the organism in Eukaryota, Viridiplantae, Streptophyta, Magnoliopsida, Solanales, Solanaceae. Gene Ontology annotation, cellular component: chloroplast thylakoid membrane; photosystem I; photosystem I reaction center. Gene Ontology annotation, biological process: photosynthesis. Bases 82 to 513 code for a protein of 143 amino acids. The transcript is spliced from 3 exons. The record is from RefSeq and is a predicted model, not a curated record.
AAAUGUAUCCUUUUGUAUAAUACAUUGCCAACCCAAUAACUACCUAAAAACUAGUUUAGUUAGUGUGAGGUGAAUUACAGGAUGGCAUCUUUGGCAACUCUUGCUGCUGUGCAGCCCACAAGUGGCCUAGCUGGAAGUUCCAUUGCUGGAACUAAGCUACAUGUUAAAUCAUCUCGCCUUAAUGUCAAGUCUACCAAAUCCUGCAGGGCUGGUGCUGUGGUUGCAAAGUAUGGUGACAAGAGUGUAUAUUUUGAUUUAGAGGACUUGGGCAACACCACUGGUCAGUGGGACUUGUAUGGUUCAGAUGCACCCUCACCAUACAACUCCCUUCAGAGCAAGUUCUUUGAGACCUUUGCCGCUCCUUUCACCAAGAGAGGAUUGUUGCUCAAAUUCCUGAUAUUGGGAGGUGGCUCAACUCUUGCAUACUUCAGUUCAACAGCGUCAGGGGAUAUACUACCAAUUAAGAAAGGGCCGCAACUUCCACCCAAGCUUGGUCCACGCGGAAAGAUCUAAUUUCUUUUCAAUCAAGCUUUCUCAACCUUCAUAUUGUAAUUGAUGUAUCUGGUCUCCAGCUUGUAAGUAUUCUUGAAGCCUACAUGAGACCUUUGUUACAAGAAGUUAAAUCUUAUGGCAUUCGGUUUAUCUUGUUGCAAAGUUGGAGCUUGUUUUCUA